GAUUCAUCAAACGCAGAGCCUCACACACUUCUUUCUACAUGCCAACUCAUUUCAGUCGUCUGUGAACCUCUUCCAUUGUGCCUGAUGGUGGCUUGCGACCGAGCUCCGAUCCAGGCGACGAAUCCAUGUUCCGCAUCGGCUCUUGACCCUUCGUCUUGCCGGUUGUCGUGCCAUUCUGCUCGCAAACAAAGCUCCAGGACUGACCGCCCAUCAUGCGCCCCAGUAACCAGGUCAUCCACCCAUGUAGGUCGUUUAUACCAAAAAAUAGUCCUCCGUUCCUGAUCGACGGCAUGAUUAAGUCGCGUGCUUCCAUCAAUAUUCCUCUACAUAUCCUCCUUCGUCCACCAUAGCCUUGAUUUCACCUCUUUCAACGGUUUAUCUUCGUUCAAAAUGGGAGUCGCUCUAUCUACGCAAUCUACUCUCUCCCCACUCUCUCUAGCGAGCACCAUCAUUGGAUUUGUGUCUUUCUCUUUCACGCUUGCUACCCUUUUACGAGUCUUUUGGGGUAAUAUCACCACUGUCCUCAAUGCCCACGAUGAGAUACACGACUAUAUGAGCAACCUUCGGGUUCAGCUAUACGAAGAGCGACAAUCUUUGCGCAACCUACGACGACACAACAAGGAAUGGGGCAAGCGACGACGUACAAAGGGGAUUCCCCUCCCUCGCCUAGACGACUUGACCAUCAGGUCCAUGCAAGAUACAUUACGACAUCUUACAAGGAGAUUCAAAGCACUCGAACGACCGUUUCUAGACCAGGACACUGCUAUUGGCCGUCGCAGAUAUCGCAGAAGCUUCUCUCCAAAUCCGAAGGAAACUUGGGAUGCCGAGAAGGGGCUGCGAAGUAAGGAAAGAGAGUGGGACAAAGACUUUGACGACGAAGAAGACCCAAGAACGCAAGGAGAUGUCUACUGCAACAUCACCCUCGGCAAACGUGUUCUCUGGCUUCGUCGAAGGUCUGACGCACUUGCCAUCAUCGAGGCUGUCAGUCGUCUCCAAACCAGAAGGACUGCAAGACAGGUCGGUGAGAUUGCUGUUGCGCUGUAUGAGUAUGGAGACACGAUAGAAGAUUUGGAUGAAGGCAUGCAAGAGAUAGAAGCUCGUUUCAGCAAGAUAGUUGGCAUACGGAGGGUGAAUUGACGCGCGCUUCAUGUGGAUCUGUUUUUUAUCUUACACGCGAACUCGAUGCUAUAAACCAUUUCAUAGACAGCAAUGAGAUUGAGCC
Messenger RNA from Aureobasidium pullulans EXF-150, 1222 nucleotides. RefSeq lists its product as uncharacterized. Lineage: Eukaryota; Fungi; Ascomycota; Dothideomycetes; Dothideales; Saccotheciaceae. The annotation marks the transcript as partial. The record is from RefSeq and is a predicted model, not a curated record. The transcript has a single exon.